AUGCAUGCUCUCCUUGUAGCCGCCGCCACGGCGGCGAGCGUCGCGUUGCCGGGCUGCGAGAGCAAAUGCGGCCACGUGCACGUCCCGUACCCGUUCGGCACCACGGCCGGCUGCUACCGGCCGGGGUUCAAGGUGAGCUCCCGCCGCAGCGCGGGCGGCAACGAUCGUCAUCGUCACGCCCGCCCUCCAAAGCUUCUCCUGGGGAGCCGAAGCGACGGGCCCCAGGUGCUGGAGAUAUCCGUCCCGAACGGCACGGUGCGCGUCAGCAGCACGGUGUGGUUCUUCGACGUCGGCGACGCGCGCACGGCGCGGCUCGACGUCGUGCCCCACGACGGCGGGCCGUUCGUGCUUUCCGCGGCGCGGAACCGCCUCGUCCACAUCGGGUGCGGCUUCCGCGUCGCGUCGUGGGCGGCGGCCCCGUCGUCCCAGCGAGCGGGCGGCGGAGGGGCGCGCGCGCACAGCGCAUGCAGCUCCUCCUGCUCGGCGGAGCACCUGGAGCGGCAGCGGACCAGCCGCCGGCGGUGCGACGGCCUCGGCCUCGGCUGCUGCGACGCGCCCGUCCCGGCGGGCGGGCUCACGUCGUUCGCCGUGCGGUUCGAGUGGAACGGCACGGGAGGUGGCGGCAGCAGCGGCUCGCCGUGGAUCGCGUCGGAGGCGAGCGUGGCCGCGGUGGAGCAGGAGUGGUGGAGCCGCAAGGACAACCUCUUCACGCUCAAGAUGUCGCUUCUCGCCCUGGGGCGAGCGAGCGAGGUGGUUGUCCCGGUCGUGCUGGACUGGGCGUUCGACAACUCGUCGACGUGCGCGGAAGCGGCGGCGAGGCCGGACUUCGGCUGCGCCAGCAAGCACAGCGAGUGCCUCAACUCCACGGGAAGCGCCUACGGCUAUGUCUGCAGGUGCCGCCAUGGCUACGAGGGCAACCCAUACGUGAAAGAUGGGUGCAGGAGGACAAUCUUUGCUAUGGGUCUUGGAAUUGGUAUUUUCCUUUUGCUCUUGGUUCUUGCCAACGUCUUCGCAACCAAAAGUCUCAAGGAUCAUAAAGCUAAGAAGAUGAAAGAACGUUUUUUCAAGCAAAACCGGGGUUUGUUGCUCCAACAAUUGGUGGAUAAAGACAUUGCUGAAAGGAUGAUUUUCAGCUUGGAGGAGCUUGAGAAGGCCACAAGCAAGUUUGACAAAGCUCGCAUCUUGGGUGGUGGAGGGCAUGGCAUGGUUGAUAGCCCCCUAUCUUUUCCAUGGCAAGAACGCUUGCGAAUAGCAUUUGAAGUUGCUAGUUCCUUGGCCUCUUCACUCCGCGGCUUCAACCUCAAUUGUCCAUAG
Messenger RNA from Panicum hallii, 1314 nucleotides. RefSeq names its product wall-associated receptor kinase-like 17. The record is from RefSeq and is a predicted model, not a curated record. The transcript has 3 exons. NCBI's taxonomy places the organism in Eukaryota, Viridiplantae, Streptophyta, Magnoliopsida, Poales, Poaceae. The coding region runs from base 1 to 1314 and encodes 437 amino acids.